Oldenlandia corymbosa var. corymbosa is the source of this 2157-nucleotide messenger RNA. The record is from the annotation of a GenBank genome assembly. Lineage: Eukaryota; Viridiplantae; Streptophyta; Magnoliopsida; Gentianales; Rubiaceae.
CAUAUCACACACUCACUAUUCAUAAUUUUAAGUUAAUUUGUGUGGACUGGGGUUUAAUGUGGAGCUAAUUGGACUUAUUCGGCCUAUAAUUGGGUUAUCAUAAUCAUUUUGGGCUCAGAAUUAGUCUACCAGUUUGAUUAAAAGUUGGACUGGAGCCCAAAAAAAUCAUGGCCCAAUAGCUAUCGGCAUAAUUCUCUUUCUCCGGUCUCCCUCUCCCCCUCCCGGGUUGAUCCCGACCAGGUCCCUUUUCUCCUACUAUUCCCGGGGUUUUUGCUUAGGGUUUAAAAUUCAUCAGUUUUUCCCAUUUCUUCUUUUAAUUAUUGAAGGGGAGAAUAUGGCGUUUUGGAAACGAAUGAAGCAGUCACAAAUCCCCUCGAAAUUAUGGAAUAAUUUCACAUCGACAAGGUCCUACUCCAACCUUCAAAUUCCUCCUACUCCGGUCUUCGCCAUUGCCUCCAAACCCGCCGGAAUUUGGUUUCUUAACCACCCACUUUUGCCUGACCCGAAAUCCCAGCUCCAGAUGCCUACCAAUGUCAGAUACUAUGCUAAGAAGAAGCUUAAACAAAAGCCGUUGCCAAAGAAGGUAGAGAAGGAGGACAGUGGUCCUAGGUUGAACGAGCAGAUAACUGCUGAUGUUAUUCGACUUGUCACUGAUGAAGGGCACUCCAUUAUGUCAAAGUUUGAUGCUCUGAAGAUGGCUAGGAGUCUCGACCUUGAUUUAGUGGAGGUUCAACGGAAUGCCACACCUCCUGUCUGUAAGAUCAAGGAUUACCUGAAAGAAAAAUACAAGCAGGAAACAAAGGAGAAAGAGCGUGCAAAGGAAAAGUCUGAUGUGACAUUACGGCAAGGAUCCUGCAAGGAAAUUCGAUUUUCUGGUAAAAUUACACUGAAAGAUUUACAAGUUAAAGCAGAUGCCGCUAAGAGACUCAUGGAGAGUGGUUAUCGAGUGAAGUGUGUAGCCGUUGGAAAUGGCAGUUCCGAAAACGGUGAGAGCUCAACAAAGUUGCUGUCUCGAUUUGCUGCUCUGGUUGAAGAUAUCAUUAUUGUUGAAAGUCAAACGAAAGUGGAGGAUAAGGAUCAGGCGCAUAUUAUUAUCAGGCAUGUUAAGUAUGGUCCAUCAAAGAAAGCUUCUGGAAAGAAAGCCAAUAAAGACAAUAAAGCAGCUAUAGAAUCGGCGGAUGCAGAGGCUGAUGAGACAAAAAACAGUGGCUGGACUGCUGUUCAUGCAAAUGACAGAUUUGACCAACUCUUUGACAUUUCCGAGAAUCGGGGAAUGGUCUCCAAGAGUCCAAAUAGUGCUCAUGGAACAUCCCAACCAGUGCCCGGUUCCCCAAACAUAUUGGGGCAACCCCAAGCAAAGAUGAAUGCAUCACCACGUCAAAGUCGAGAAACUCAACAGGGAACUGGCAUUGAGUCCUCAAAAUUUAAUGGACACAGGUUUCCUCAGCAAGGUUUUCCACCAAAGGUUCCUGGUUCUUCCCCUACUCCAAAUUUCGGUAUCUUUAACGCACAGAGGAAUGCUCCUGAGAAAAAUAGUGGACCAGUAGAGGUCAAUAGAUACAAGCAAAGGGCUGGAUCUGAGUAUGAAAGAAGUUCUAGGUCUUCAAGGCCACCUAUUGGGCGUGGGAAUCGAGACAUAUCAAGUUCCAGAAACGGGGAUAAGCAACAAGUAAGAUCAAGUUACCGAUGAAGAUGGAUGAGGUGUAUGGGGCUUAUUUAGUGCAGAUGAUAGGUAACCCUUUGAUUGUAAGGGUUAUCAAAGUAUUCCUUGAUAUAGGAUAUAGUGUUGGUUACAUUGGGGGAGAGAAACUUUAUUUAUUUUCUCACAUUGUUUCGAUAGGGGAUUUUGGUUGCUGCAAAUACAGCCCGAAGAGCUUACUUACUGUAGAACGUUGUGUCUUCUUGAUCGGAAGUUUCAUCCGAGAUGUGAGGUCUGAAGUCUCAAGUCUGAACCUUGACCCUGGACCUGGAGAUGAUGGUAGUGUAAUUGGAUUCUAUUCUCCUUGCAACUUGCAAGUGAAACCGUUUAAAAUGAGAGCUUUUUGAAGGGAGUGAAUGUUCAAACAGGCAUCAUAGUUUUUCCAUUCUGUUGUAUUAAUUCAAAUAUAUGAAUCUUAUAUUGAAGUGAUGAAUAAUGUGUCUUUCAAGUCUUUUACC